UUUGUCUCUUUAGAAUCUCGUCCUCUAUCUACAACUCUACCUGGACCUCCGUCUCUCCCUCUCCUUGGCAACAUGUUGGAGCUCAUGCAAGACCACCUGCCUAGUCACCUGACAACUUUGGCCCGUCGCUAUGGGAACAUCUAUCGUCUUAAAUUUGGCAACAGCACCAUGGUGGUCCUAAGUGGAAGUGACGUCAUCAGAGAAGCCCUGGUAAAGAAAUGGUCUGACUUUGCAGGGAGACCACACUCGUUUACAGGUGACAUUGUCUCCGGAGGAGGCCGCUCCAUCUCCCUGGGCGACUACAGUGACGAGUGGAAGAUGCAUCGCCGUCUGGUCCAUAGUGCAUUGCAGCGGUGCACAGCUGAAUCUCUUCACUCUGUCAUUCAGCAGCAAGCGCUCAAACUUAGACAAGUGCUACUAGAAUAUAAUGAAACACCAAUUGACCUCUCUGAGGAUUUCACCGUUGCUGCCAGUAAUGUUAUCACUACUCUUGCCUUUGGAAAACAGUAUGACAAGACUUCACCGCAGCUGCAGCGCCUCCACGGCUGUCUGAAUGAGAUUGUGGCGCUGUGGGGCUCCUCUUGGAUCUCAGCCCUGGAUUCCUUCCCUAUCCUUCGAAAACUGCCAAAUCCUCCUUUCUCUCGACUCUUGAAAGAAGUGUCAAGGAGAGAUGACAUCAUUAAGACACACUUGGAGGAACUGAAGGUUGCAACACAGAAAGAUGAAUAAGGGGCUGCCCUUACAGCUCUUCUGAGGUGCCUGGACAAGCCUGAGGGAGAGUCACAGGGGUCGACAUUGACGGCCACUCAUGUGCACAUGGCCACAGUGGAUCUGUUAAUCGGUGGGACCGAGACCACAGCAGCCUGGCUAAGCUGGACUGUGGCCUUCCUCCUCCACAGACCAGAGAUCCAGCACAGAGUUCAUGAGGAGAUGUGUUCGGUGCUGGAGGCCCGUUACCCAGAGUACAAAGACAGGCACCGGCUGCCUCACCUAUCUGCUCUGAUCAGCGAGGUCCUUAGGCUGAGACCUGUAGCACCACUGGCUGUGCCUCACCGAGCCAUCAGGGAUAGUAGCAUUGCAGGAUACUUCAUACCAAAAGACACAGUGAUAAUUCCCAACCUUUUUGGAGCCCACCAUGAUCCUACAGUAUGGAGAGACCCUUACAGCUUCAAACCAGAGCGCUUUUCAGAGGCUGGUGGUGCAGCAUCCCUUCGCUCACUUCUGCCAUUCAGUGGCGGAGCUCGCUUGUGUCUGGGGGAGUCUGUGGCUAAGAUGGAGAUCUUCUUGUUUACAGCUUACCUGCUGCGAGAUUUUGAGCUCAUUCAUCCGGGAGAUAAGGAGUGUCUGCCUGACCUAAAAGGAGUGGCCAGUGUGGUGCUAAAAGCCAAGCCAUUUAAAGUUAUUGCGCGCCCUCGGGCGUAGGGUCCACUUUUUCAAUAAAAAAAAAAUGUAAAGGUCACUUUAUCCUGGUGUUAUGGCAAUACUACAUAAUUGUUUUGGGGUGGUAGAUGGAUUGAACGUUACAUUAAGCAUUUUACAUCUUGGACACACGUGCUCCAUAAAUUCAUAUGCUGCUGGAUGACAUAUGUCUGUGCAUGACUGCACUGAACAGAAAAUGGUUUAAAAUAAAUUCUGAUAAUAAAAACUUAUAAUUGUAUAAUUGUUUUACAUGAA
Molecule: messenger RNA, 1674 nt
Organism: Clupea harengus (Atlantic herring)
Lineage: Eukaryota; Metazoa; Chordata; Actinopteri; Clupeiformes; Clupeidae
Gene: cyp21a2
Product: steroid 21-hydroxylase
Exons: 11
Biological process (GO): progesterone metabolic process; hormone biosynthetic process
Molecular function (GO): steroid 17-alpha-monooxygenase activity; iron ion binding; heme binding
Source: RefSeq, a predicted model, not a curated record